Messenger RNA from Galendromus occidentalis (western predatory mite), 1049 nucleotides. It is a transcript of the gene Hus1-like, whose product is annotated as Hus1-like checkpoint clamp component. The record is from RefSeq and is a predicted model, not a curated record. NCBI's taxonomy places the organism in Eukaryota, Metazoa, Arthropoda, Arachnida, Mesostigmata, Phytoseiidae. Bases 85 to 909 code for a protein of 274 amino acids. Gene Ontology annotation, cellular component: nucleolus; checkpoint clamp complex; site of double-strand break. The transcript has 8 exons. Gene Ontology annotation, biological process: nucleotide-excision repair; mitotic intra-S DNA damage checkpoint signaling; meiotic DNA integrity checkpoint signaling.
CCCGAGGUUUCCCGAUGGCAAAGAGUGGAUCAGCCGAUCAUCACCACUCCGGAAAGAAUAGAGUCGGACAUUACGAACGAAAGGAUGAAGUUUCGGGGGGCGAUCACAGACAGUGUCAGAGGACUCCAAGUCUUCUUGAGAGCUGUCCAUAUGACAUCAAAAGUUGCCAAACAUGUCGACCUUCAACUCACGGAAGACUCCAUGAAUCUGAUGGUGAUCGAACCAGCCAACAAGGGGGGACUGCGAGUGAAAAUAUCGAUAGACAAGGAGGAGCUGUUCACUGACUACAUCAUGUCAGGGGUGUCUGAAGAGCUGAACGAAAUCCAUCUCGAGGUUCCAAUAUCGGUCCUCCUCGAAGUACUGAAGCACGCAUCUUCCGCCCACAGCUUCAAGAUUAAAUUGUCCAAGAAGAGCACACCGGUACUCGUCGCCUUGGCGGAACUGCCGUCCGCCAUGAGUGCACAGAGAUGUGUUUCCCACGAUAUACCUGUUCGAGUUAUCCCGGUGGCCGAUUGGACGAGAAUCGAAGAACGAGAAGAGAUGGAUGCCAAGAUUCGAUCGUAUCAGGUGAAUCAUUUCCGUUCCUUCAUCGAACGUAUAAAAACCAUUUCAAAUAUAUGCUCGUUCCGAGUUACUAAAGACUCCGAUGGAGAUCUCGAGCUGAAAGUCUCAGCGGAAAUCCCUCAGCAAGUUCGGAUCGUGACGACAUUCAAAGACUUACAAUACCCGCGAGAGUGCGGUCCCGCUGAGAUCAAUCUAGACAUCCGGAAAGUGUCCUCUCUUCUUGCUGGACUCCAUAUCCUCCCAACAUGCCUCGAAAUUCACAUCGUGAACAAGGAUUUCGCCAACAUAGUUCUGGAUUUCGAUGAUAUGCGAGCUAUUCUAGUUCUACCGGCCGUACACUCUUAAUUGGGAGGAGGAAGUCUAGAAUGGCACGCAUCAUUCCGCGUUAGCGCUGUGGACAUGGUCUUCUUAUCAUGCGCCAAGUCGGAACGUCUGCUUGGAGAGACUUUGUCAAUGGCCCCGAGAAAUACAGCGCGUGACCUGGU